AUGGAUUCAGAUGUUGAGCCCAAGGUGAAAGGGGACGGAGGCAGGCAGGAUGAGAAUGACCAUGAAAUGGCAGAUGCACCUGUCCAAGACGCCGCUGUUCCUCCAGAAGCACCUCCGGCCGCGUCUCAAGCCGCAGUCUCAAACCAGACAGAUUCCAAAUUUGCUCCUCCUUCCUCAGAUCCAGAUCAUCUCCCACCCACACUUCAGCAACCAACAGACCCAGCCUCACCAACAGCCAACCCCAGCACCACCAUCCUGGAAACGACGGAGAAGCCUCACGAACCGCAAAAGAUGGCUCCCAAGAAGAAGGGUACCGCUGCAAUCAAGAAGACGCCAAAGCGGCCCAAGGGCGGCGGCGGCACCAAGGCUGGCAGGCCGAAGAAGCAGGCCGACACCGUCUCCACGACGUCGUCGACCAACCUGCAGGAGGAGCCGGGCGGUGGCUCGGACGAAGAAUCCGACAACGGACCGUAUUGCAUCUGUCGCGGCCCCGACGACCACCGCUUCAUGAUCUCGUGCGACGUCUGCGAGGACUGGUUCCACGGGGAGUGCAUCGACAUUGCUAAGGACGUUGGCGAGAACCUCAUCGAGCGCUUCGUGUGCCCUAACUGCACCGACGUCGAGAAUAACGUCGUCAGCCUGUUCAAGAAGAUCUGCUCCUACGGCAAGUGCGUCAAGGCCGCCCGUCUAUACGGCGAUGGCGAGAAGAGCGCCUUUUGCUCCGACGAGCACAAGCAGCUGUGGUGGGAGAAGGGCAUCGCCUCGUUGCCCAAGAAGUCCUUGGCUAAAAACACCCAGAACGGACUGACCCAGGAGGAGCUCAUGGCUCUUUUGAACAGCGAUCUGGCCGCCGUCGAUCCGGACGAUGGCCAGUGGAGGGUCCAAACUCGUCCGUUCGCUCCCCCGGCCACUGGAGCCGAGAGUCCCGAGGCUAAGAGUAAGACUCUCGCUCCCGGCAUCCUGACUGAGGAGGAGGUCGACAUCCUCAAGACCUCGGCCGCCGAGCGCUACAAGAUGGGCGAGGAGGUCGUCCUCUGCCAGAAGAUGCUGCAGCUGCUCGACUGGGCCAGCGACCGGCGCAAGUCUCUCAUCGCGUCCAAGCACUUCGACGACGCGGCGUGCGGUUACGAUGACCGGCUCGACCAAGUCGGCGUCGUCGGGCCCUUUGCCAACUGGCUCCACUCAGACGAGGCCAAGGAGAUCUUCAAGGCCGGCAGCCUCGACGUCGGCAGCCGGCUGAGUGGCGACGACAAGAACAUUUGCGACAAGAAGCGCUGCAAGGCGCACCAGGGCUGGUACUCGAUCCACACUAGGGACGUGCGAUACCAGAUGAAGCUGCUGGCCAUGGACGCAAACAAGAAGCUCGACAAGGAGCGCCUGAUCAAGCAGUCGGCCGCCGAGCGGAAGCUGAGGAAGGAGGCCGAGAAGAAUUACGUCCAGGCCGUCCUUCCCGAUGGAACUCUCGGACCACCCCGGUCUGCGUGA
This is a messenger RNA of Colletotrichum higginsianum IMI 349063, 1485 nucleotides long. RefSeq names its product PHD-finger domain-containing protein. Gene Ontology annotation, biological process: positive regulation of DNA-templated transcription. Gene Ontology annotation, cellular component: Set1C/COMPASS complex. The record is from RefSeq and is a predicted model, not a curated record. NCBI's taxonomy places the organism in Eukaryota, Fungi, Ascomycota, Sordariomycetes, Glomerellales, Glomerellaceae. The transcript is spliced from 2 exons. The coding region runs from base 1 to 1485 and encodes 494 amino acids.